AUGUUUCAUACUCCUAAUCUCGUUGGAAUGAAAAAGAAAUACGUACCAAAGAGAAUAAACGAAGGAUGGGGGCUUCAACACAUGAAACUUUACGGAGUAGACGACGAAAUAAUUCUCUCUGGGGCUAACCUUUCCAAUGACUAUUUUACAAACCGGCUCGAUCGAUAUCACGUUUUCCAGUCAAAAGAACUAGCUGAAUACUAUUCCCAGAUCCACCAUGCUAUUUGCAGGUUCAGUUUUCAGGUUCUGCCAGAUCCAAAGAGCAAACAAGGCUAUGUUAUGAACUGGCCAGUUACAAAUGCGGGGCCAUCGCCUUUAGAUGAUCCCGAAGAUUUCAUAUCCGCGGCGUCUAUAUCGCUUUCGAAACUAAUACAACCACCAACAGCCCAGGGAGUUUUAACAUCCAUGGCUGACAACCAGACAUAUGUAUACCCUGUGGCUCAGUUUACGCCAAUACUAAAACCAGAUCAGUCAACGGAGUUUCCGGCUGUUACAAGCAUCCUAAGUACCUUAGCUAGCAGCCCGAUGUUGAAGAAUUCCCGCUGGCUUUUCACUGCGGGCUACUUCAACAUGCACCCGGUUCUCUCAUCACUUCUGAUUUCAAGCACUACUCCAUCGCCUGAUUCUCCAAGCAGCCAAGGAACAGUUCUCACGGCAUCCCCGUGGGCGAAUGGAUUUUAUGGUUCCCCAGGCGUCUCUGGAAUGUUACCAGCAGCAUAUACCCACUUGUCUGCUAGGUUCCUAGAUCGGGUUGCGGAAUCACAAAGAACUAAUUCUAUUGAAUUGAAGGAAUGGCGUAAGGGAACUGUGAAUGAGCCUGGUGGAUGGACAUAUCAUGCCAAGGGAUUAUGGGUGACACUCCCGAAUGAGAAGUAUCCAAGUCUCACGUUUGUUGGAAGCAGCAAUUAUACCAAACGAAGCUACGGGCUUGAUUUAGAGGUGGGCGCUGUCAUAGUGACUACAGACAACAGUUUGAAAGAGAGAUUAGGCCAGGAAACGGAGUGGCUGCAAGCGGAUUCUAAACCCAUCUCAAGAGAAGAUCUAAGGAAAGUUGAGCGACGAGUCAGUUGGAAUGUUCGUCUUGCUAUGUGGAUCGUAGAGCGAGUUGGCGGAGCUCUGUGA
Molecule: messenger RNA, 1122 nt
Organism: Trichophyton rubrum CBS 118892
Lineage: Eukaryota; Fungi; Ascomycota; Eurotiomycetes; Onygenales; Arthrodermataceae
Exons: 2
Coding region: 1-1122 (373 amino acids)
Biological process (GO): cardiolipin biosynthetic process
Cellular component (GO): mitochondrion
Molecular function (GO): CDP-diacylglycerol-glycerol-3-phosphate 3-phosphatidyltransferase activity
Source: RefSeq, a predicted model, not a curated record